Molecule: messenger RNA, 2401 nt
Organism: Sycon ciliatum
Lineage: Eukaryota; Metazoa; Porifera; Calcarea; Leucosolenida; Sycettidae
Product: squalene monooxygenase-like
Exons: 8
Coding region: 306-1853 (515 amino acids)
Biological process (GO): sterol biosynthetic process; cholesterol metabolic process
Cellular component (GO): endoplasmic reticulum; membrane
Molecular function (GO): squalene monooxygenase activity; flavin adenine dinucleotide binding
Source: RefSeq, a predicted model, not a curated record
GACUGUUGCAACAGAACCAGAAAAUAGUGAAUAGUGUUUGCAAUGGUCUGGAAGUGAUUUGGCUCAGUGGAUGGGUCAGAUCUCUUCUUGCUCGUUUUUGAAAGCCUAAGCACUGUACCUAUGCGCUUGAUUGUCUAACGUUAUCAGUUAUUUACUUAUUAGUAGUACUUACAAGUUACAUGGCUGUAUUGCAAGUAUUAGUUACAACUGCUGGUUUGCAUUUUCGAAAUUAAAUCUAAUCAAUCAAUGUUCCCGUCAUGUCAGAAAUCGUAAAUGAAUCCGAGUUGUAGUAUUUUGAACUCUCAAUGGAAUCUGAACGUGAUGGCAGCUGGCUGCUUCAGUAUUGCUGGCAACCCGAUGUACUCGCUAGCUGUGUUCUUGUGACUUGCUUGGGGGCACUUUCUUUCGGUUGGAAAACCAUCAGGUGGCACCGCGUGCGCGUGUCCCGCUCUAAUCCUAGCAGGCCCACUGGUGGAGCAGAAGAAGAUGCUGACGUAAUUGUAGUUGGAGCAGGCAUCCUAGGAAAUGCCAUGGCCACAAGCUUGGCACGAGAUGGCCGUAAAGUCCUGUUGAUCGAACGAGAUUGGUCACAACCGGACAGAAUAGUUGGUGAGCUACUCCAGCCGGGUGGCUUCAGGGCGCUCAAGAGGCUUGGCUUGCAAGAGAGCCUGGAUGGGAGUGACUGUCACCGCACACAUGGCUAUGUUGUGCAUAACCGCGAGAGCAGCCAGAAAGUGGACCUCCUGUAUCCAAGCGAUGACCACACUGGAGAGACCAUUGAGGGAAGAGCGUUUCACCACGGACGAUUUGUUACUGGUCUGCGCCGGCUUUCGAAAGCCGAACAACUGGUCACACCCGUACACGGCAGCGCGCUGUCCCUGAUUAGAGAAGGUGAUCACGUGGUCGGCGUUGCGUGUCGUCUAAAGGAUGACAGUGAAGUCAAAGAAUUCCGUGCUCCACUAACGGUGGUUGCAGAUGGCUGCUUCAGUAACUUGCGCAAGACGCUGGUAUCGGCACGUCCGCAGAACAAAUCGAACUUUGCUGGUCUUGUCAUGCACAACUGUCCCCAAACGAGAGACCACUUCGCUGAAGUCAUCUUAGCAUCACCUGCACCGGUCUUGGUUUAUCAGAUCAGUUCCGACUCCACUCGCGUCCUUGUCGACAUCCCUGGUCAGAAGAUGCCAGCCGAUGCCAAAACGUAUCUACUGGAGACAGUGGCACCACAACUGCCUGAACUAUUGCACGGCCCAUUCGUUGAAGCAGUGAGCACACAGGCAGUUCGGAGCAUGCCAAACAGCUUUCUCCCGGCCGCUCCAGUACUACAGCCUGGUGCUCUGGUUCUUGGCGAUGCGUUCAACAUGCGUCAUCCACUGACGGGUGCUGGAAUGACUGUUGCUCUCCACGAUGUGGAGUUCUGGCGGGAUGAGCUCAAACAGCUAGCAGAUCUGCACGAUGUGGAGGCCGUGCUUGCAAUUCAGCGCCGCUUCCACUGGCAACGCAAGAUGUCGCACUCGUUUGUAGCCAACACCCUCGCGCAAGCGCUGUAUGCUCUGUUUGCUGCUGGUGAUGAUGACAGCAUGCGCAGCUUGAGGCGUGCUUGCUUCCAGUACUUCUUGUUGGGUGGUGACUGCGCUGCUGGGCCUAUAAGUCUUUUAUCAAUUUUGCAUCCAGACCCAUGGACACUGAUUCGUCAUUACAUCGCUGUGUGCCUGUACGGUGUAUACCUUGAUACCAUGGACUUUCCAAUGUGGAAAAGACCAGUGCUGGCACCCUGGAUUGCUUGCAAGCUGAUAUGGGCAAGUUGUCGGGUCAUGCUGCCGCUUGCUUUUAGCGAACUGCAUUUUGCAAAAUAGUGACUUGAACAAGACUGAUCUUUGUACCCAGGAUGAGGUAAAUUAUCUGUUAUUUAAAAGUUCUAUAGAGCGGGUUGGCUUCCCUCAGAGUUAGCUGAAUGUAGUAUUUAUGUCUGUGCUACUGCCUGGGUUCAACGGUAGAAUCAUUCUCUUUAUGUCAGGCUUGGCCUUCAUGUUCCACGUUAUCAAUGAAUGCAGUUUUCACGUACCUGUAAACCAGAUUCUUAUAGCCCAACAUCACAGUGCAGCUGCUUACUUUGCAAAGGAGCUUUGAUUUCCAUGAAGUUCUGACCAGUUGUACUUUUUUCUAUUUUUCUUUUUCAUUCAAUUUUAAUCGAUAUUUAUUAGACUCUCCGAAGGCAAAUGGAUGUCCAUCGUGGGAGUAUUUUAGAGCAUGGGUUGAAGUUCAACUUAGCAUUGUAUGGAGCAUUUGGCAGAAAUAACUCUUGGGAGUCCUGCAUCUAGUGAAUUCCGUACUCAACUGCCUAUUCACCGUACCUCACUCCAAUCAGUUUGUGUUCCAAGAAUUCCUGGCUUCAUUUAAUUUA